CCCAUAUUCUCACCAAACUGAAAAUGAAAACAUAUACACAAGGCAACAAAGCAGGGAAACACCUGGCCAACUUACUCAGGCAAAAACAGGCCAACUACAAAAUGCCACAUCUGAUCACAAACACAGGUGGGAAACUCCACAACCCACAAGACAUCAACGAUGGCAUGGCAGACUACUACCACUCCCACUACAACCUAAAGACAGACCCCACACUACAUCAACCCACCCCACAAGAAAUAGACGACUUCCUCCAAACUACCACACUACCCAUACUGACGACCGCACCGAAAGACAUCAUACAAAACCCCAUCACCAC
This is a messenger RNA of Pelobates cultripes (western spadefoot toad), 316 nucleotides long. Lineage: Eukaryota; Metazoa; Chordata; Amphibia; Anura; Pelobatidae. The record is from the annotation of a GenBank genome assembly.